Zingiber officinale is the source of this 2202-nucleotide messenger RNA. Its product is annotated as amino acid transporter AVT6B-like. Gene Ontology annotation, molecular function: amino acid transmembrane transporter activity. Lineage: Eukaryota; Viridiplantae; Streptophyta; Magnoliopsida; Zingiberales; Zingiberaceae. Gene Ontology annotation, biological process: amino acid transmembrane transport. The record is from RefSeq and is a predicted model, not a curated record. The transcript is spliced from 6 exons. The coding region runs from base 535 to 1908 and encodes 457 amino acids.
AGAAAAAUUAUCUUUUUGGAAAUAAAAUUCCAUGGCCGCUAUAAGGUCUAGCGGAAGGGCACUCAAAUCGAUUUCCAGCCAUGGGAGGCUGGCUUCUGCGUGGAACUGACGAAGAACCUUGGGAUGGACCGGUUAGUAUCUUUUGCCACGUUAUAGAAUUUGGGCGCCUCUAGUUCGCAGCGCUCGACAGCGCAUUUUGCGAUUACAAUGGGGAAGUCGUGAAGAAAACGGAACCGUUUCGUGUUGGGACCCUGACCUUCCUGUAAGAGAUGAGAGAGGAGGUCAGGAAGGCGGCGCCGCAACUACGACGACGAAUUGGGAAUUCCCUUAUAUAGUUAUAUCAAUACAAAACUACGGUUCCCGUUUUGAUUUUCUUCCUUAAUUCCAUCCGCUGCAGCGAGUUCGACCAAAUCCUUAGAAGGAGUGAAGUUUUCUUCUUGAUUUUUGGAAUCUAGUGCAUUGCUUUGCCGUUAUUGGUUGAGUUCCUUUUGAUCCAAUCCUAUUUGGAAGAACUAGCUCAAGAGUUUGAGCUUAAUGACACGAGGAGCGAGAGAGACAACCCGAGAGCAUGCUGAAAUUAGUGAUGAGAGUAUUGCGACUACUGCUCCCCUGAUAUCAAUCAAGCAGGAAGACGGCCGACCAUCUCGGGUGUCCCCUACAGCUUCGUUUGCCGGUGCGGUGUUCAACCUCUCGACAAACAUCAUAGGAGCUGGGAUCAUGGCUCUGCCGGCCGCCAUGAGAGUCUUAGGGCUCGUCCCUGGAAUCAUCUUGAUCAUAUCUGUUGCCAUCCUCACCGAUGCUUCGAUUGAGAUGCUAAUCCGAUGUAGCCGUGCCGCAAAUAAGUCUACUUAUGGGGGAGUCAUGGGGGAUGCAUUCCGUAAGAUAGGGAGGAGAUUGCUCCAGACUACAGUGGUCCUCAACAAUGUAGGCAUCUUGACCGUAUACAUGAUCAUUAUUGGUGAUGUACUCUCUGGAACAUCUGCUGGUGGUGUCCAUCAUUUUGGCUUAUUGGAAGGAUGGUUUGGAGUACAUUGGUGGAAUUCCCGUGCUUUAGUUCUACUUGUCACUACAGUUGCUAUUUUUGCUCCUUUGACAUGUUUUAAAAGAAUAGAUUCAUUGCGAAUAACAUCUGCUGCAUCAGUUGCUCUUGCUAUAUUUUUUGUUGUUAUUACUGCUGGGAUUGCCAUCUUUAAGUUAGCAGAUGGGACCAUACAGAUGCCAAAAUUGUUUCCACAUCUGACUGAUCUGCCAUCAAUCUUGAGACUUUUGACAGUGGUCCCUGUUAUUGCCACCUCAUAUAUCUGCCAUUACAAUGUUCACAGCAUUGACAAUGAACUUCAUCGCUCUACUCAAAUUCACCGAGUGGUUCGGAUAUCACUAGCCCUAUGCUCUGCUAUCUACAUUACUACAAGCUUCUUUGCCUUCCUUCUCUUUGGAGAAUCCACCCUUGAUGACGUGCUGGCAAAUUUUGAUUCUGAUAUUGGCAUUCCAUAUGGUUCUAUAGUCAAUGAUGCUGUCCGAGUGAGCUACUCUCUGCAUGUCAUGCUUGUAUACCCUGUGAUUUUCUUUUCACUGCGGCUCAACUUGGAUGGCCUUCUCUUCCAUAAUGCUACUCCAUUAGCUUCAGAUAACCGAAGGUUUGCCUCCAUAACUAUCCUCCUCCUUGCAGUCAUAUACUUGGCUGCAAACUUUGUUCCUAGCAUAUGGGAUGCUUUUCAGAUCAUUGGUGCAACAGCUGUAGUGUGCAUUGGGUUCAUUUUUCCAGCCUCCAUUAUUCUCAAGGAUCCUCAUGGCGUAGCAACUAGGGGUGAUAAAGUUCUAGCUAUUUUCAUGAUUGUCGUUGCUUUGGCAUCAAGUUCAGUGGCUAUCUACAGUGAUAUAUUCUUGCGAAAUAGAAAGAACCCAUAGUCUCAAUCUCUUGAUAUAAAGAUUGGUCUAAAAUUGCAUCUGUUUCCAUUAUUGUGCUUGCAUUGAUGUCAGGUUCAGCGGUGGCCAUAAUAGAGCAAUGUAAUUUUGACAAACAUGGCUUCUGGAAAAUGGUGGUUGUAAACUGAUUUAUGUUGCAUUACAAGAUAUUCCUUGUAUGAGGAUGGAUUAUCCUUAUGCUUAAGUAUGGCAUAGAAAUUAUGUUGAUUUACUAAACUAGGUACUUUAUCCAUGUAAUUACCAAGCUCAAACUAAUGUAAUCCCAGUUGGAUUUUA